Messenger RNA from Mucor mucedo, 1733 nucleotides. RefSeq names its product citrate synthase. NCBI's taxonomy places the organism in Eukaryota, Fungi, Mucoromycota, Mucoromycetes, Mucorales, Mucoraceae. Gene Ontology annotation, biological process: carbohydrate metabolic process; tricarboxylic acid cycle; citrate metabolic process. The transcript is spliced from 4 exons. The record is from RefSeq and is a predicted model, not a curated record. Gene Ontology annotation, cellular component: mitochondrial matrix. The coding region runs from base 63 to 1463 and encodes 466 amino acids.
UAUAUAUAUAGGAUUCUCUUUUGUAAUAUCCCGGCUUUUUUUAUUAUUCUUCAGUUUUAAAAAUGGCACUUCUCCGUUCAUUGACCAAGCUUACUGUACCUACUCGCGUUGUACCAUCUCUGGCUAUCGGUGCCACUCGUGUGUACUCUACAAAAACUAAGAGCUUGAAAGAACGUCUCUCGGAAAUUAUCCCAGAGAAACAAGCAGAAGUAAAAGCAUUUAAGAAGGAAUAUGGAUCCAAAGUACUUGGUGAAGUCACUGUGGAUCAAGCAUACGGUGGUAUGCGUGGUAUCAAAGGACUCAUCUGGGAAGGGUCUGUUCUUGAUUCCGAAGAAGGUAUUCGAUUCCGUGGUAUGACAAUUCCCGAGUGUCAAAAGGCUCUUCCUGCUGCCACACCCGGUGGUGAGCCGCUUCCUGAAUCUCUUUUCUGGUUAUUGGUGACAGGUGAAGUACCUACCAAAGAACAGGUUGACCUUCUUUCUGCUGAAUGGGCUGCACGAUCCACGAUUCCUCAAUUUGUCGAGGAUCUAAUUGAUAAUUGUCCCAAGACACUUCAUCCAAUGUCGCAAUUCUCUAUUGCUGUCAAUGCUUUACAACACGACUCUAAGUUUGCAAAGGCAUACACAAAAGGUAUCCACAAGUCUAAAUAUUGGGAACCGACCUAUGAGGAUACUAUGGACUUGAUUGCGAAAUUACCAAACGUUGCUGGCCGCAUCUACCGUAACGUUUACAAGGAUGGUAAACUCCCUCCGAUCGAUUCCAACAAGGAUUACUCUUACAAUUUCUCUAAGCUUUUGGGAUAUGAAGACAAUAAGGACUUUGUUGAAUUGAUGCGUUUAUAUUUAACUAUCCAUUCCGAUCAUGAAGGUGGUAAUGUCUCCGCCCAUACAACUCAUUUGGUUGGCUCUGCAUUAUCCGAUCCAUACCUUUCAUUUGCGGCCGGUUUGAAUGGUUUGGCAGGACCUCUUCACGGGUUAGCUAAUCAAGAAGUACUUCGUUGGACUUUAAAGAUGAAGGAUACGAUUGGUAGCGAUGCCGAUGAAGAAAAAAUCAAGAAGUAUCUCUGGGAUACAUUAAACGGCGGUCAAGUCGUACCUGGUUUUGGUCACGCCGUUUUGAGAAAGACGGAUCCUCGCUACUCAGCUCAACGUGAAUUUGCAUUAAAGCAUUUGCCUGAUGAUCCUCUCUUUGGCUUGGUCUCCAAAUUGUAUCAUAUCAUUCCUGGUGUACUCACCGAGCACGGAAAGACUAAGAAUCCUUGGCCCAAUGUGGAUGCUCAUUCAGGUGUACUUCUCCAAUACUAUGGUUUGACUGAACAAGAUUAUUACACGGUACUCUUUGGUGUUUCUCGUGCACUUGGUGUCACCUCUCAAUUGAUCUGGGAUCGUGCACUUGGUUUCCCUCUUGAAAGACCCAAGAGUUAUAGUACAGAGCAUCUCAAGAAGAUGUUUGGUGCCAAAUAAAUUAUACAAAUGAUUGGCAUGUAAAUAAAUAAAAAUUGAUCGCAUAUUGCUGGUUAUUUUUUUCUGCAUAACUCUCCUCUGUAAAAUUAGAACAGUACUAUAAUUGUUUUGUCGUCCACACCUAAUUCAAGCGGUCGUCGAGAAUGUAAAAAGGUUCGGAACCUCUUUCAAGAUUCCUCGCUUUAUUAAUCACAUUAGAAGAUUGUUUAAAGAAAGCCAUUUUAUUGUUUAACAAGAUAUCUCGGACGAGUAUCUUUUAUUCGGAACUAG